Molecule: messenger RNA, 972 nt
Organism: Lodderomyces margitis
Lineage: Eukaryota; Fungi; Ascomycota; Pichiomycetes; Serinales; Debaryomycetaceae
Exons: 1
Coding region: 1-972 (323 amino acids)
Source: RefSeq, a predicted model, not a curated record
AUGACUACUUUGCAGCUUCCACAAACACUUCAUUUUGCCAGUGAAACAUAUCACUUUGGAGGCAUACAAUCCCCUAAUCGUCACCAUCGUCACCAUCAUCAUCACCAUAGCAGCAGACUCUUUUCAACAUCAGCCACUUUGCCCUUGUCAGUUGCUUCACCCAAGAUGAAUUCAAAAGUCGCCCAGGAGCAAACAACUGAAAAUGAUGUUUUUCAUGAUUAUGCUACAGUUAUCAUGGAUGUAGUGGAGUGCUACAUGGCUCCUUCUCCUACAUUAGAGGAGAAGUUAACUGAGUUGGAAGAGGAAGUAACCCAAGAAAUAAACAAGAGUGCAGUGGGAGAAGAGAAGUUAAUCGAGUUGGACGAAAAGCAGGAUCCUGUUGCAAAAGACUGCAUGCCCCAACAAACUUCAGGUAAGCAAAUUACUGCCUCGAGACACAGCUCUACGCAAAACUCAUUUCUCAACAACUUCAGACGCAGCUCAAUUUUCAAACCUACAAGCUCAACGAUAUUUGAUUUCCAAUUGAACAACCAAGCCUAUUUUGCCCAACGUGAUACCGACAACUACCAACUGGAGGAAAAUGAUGCUCAUGACUGUGUUAGCGCUAGAUCGUAUAAUUCAACUAUUUCGGCCCAACCUAAAAAGUUGCGCAAGAAGCAGAGCAAGAUGAAUAAACGGGUCAAAUCAUUUACACAAAGAGUCAAAAACGAAGACGUUUCUCAUCGUUUGACUGACUUAUUUCAAGACGAUCAAGAUAUUUGGGCAAAAGAAAAGUUGGAAAAGGAAUUGUCACUUGAUGGUGUUGAAGAAGGUAAAACUAGCUGCUCCUGUGCCAACUGCGAUGCAAAAGCAAAACGGAGAGUUGUUAUCAAAGAGCUGGAAAAUGAGUACAUUUACCCAACACCUACAAUCAGCAGUUUCAGAAGGAACAUCAGUCGCAGGUUCCACAUUUUUAAACAUCACGUAAUGUGA